Messenger RNA from Fundulus heteroclitus (mummichog), 1609 nucleotides. RefSeq names its product small ArfGAP 1 (gene smap1). The record is from RefSeq and is a predicted model, not a curated record. Gene Ontology annotation, biological process: regulation of clathrin-dependent endocytosis. The coding region runs from base 201 to 1472 and encodes 423 amino acids. Gene Ontology annotation, molecular function: GTPase activator activity; metal ion binding. NCBI's taxonomy places the organism in Eukaryota, Metazoa, Chordata, Actinopteri, Cyprinodontiformes, Fundulidae. The transcript has 11 exons.
CCCACGGCCCUGAACGCAACAGGGAUGAUGAUGCUCCCAUCCAUCCAUGUAACCUGCUGCUACUAGCGGGCUGACAGCUAAAACCCGGAGAGAGCGGCUCCAGCUGCAGGAUGUCCCUCCCUUGUUAACCCGCACCGAGGACCAGGCGGCCCCCUUCCUUCACGCACCAGGACCCGAACCCCCCGAACCCGGAGAGCGAGAUGACGACCCGGUCCGAGAGAGAAAAAGCCCAGAAACUGAACGAGCAGCACCAGGCCAUUCUGACCAAACUGCUGAGAGAGGAGGACAACAAGUACUGUGCAGACUGCGAGGCUAAAGGUCCUCGGUGGGCAUCAUGGAACCUCGGGGUGUUCAUGUGUAUCCGCUGCGCCGGCAUCCAUCGCAACCUGGGCGUCCACAUCUCCAGAGUCAAAUCUGUCAACCUGGACCAGUGGACAAGUGAGCAGAUCCAGAGCAUGGUGGACAUGGGCAACACCCGGGCUCGCAAGCUCUACGAAGCCCACCUACCAGAGAACUUCAGGAGGCCACAGACGGACCAAGCCGUGGAAGUGUUCAUCCGGGACAAAUACGAGAGGAAGAAGUACUACGACCAGGAGGCCUUGGCCGCAGCUUCAAAAGCUGAAGCGGCUGCUCCCUCCGCCUCGCCAUCCUCCCAGGCUGACAAGACCAGAGCAGAGAAGGAGCGUGACAAGAAGAAAGAGGAGAAGAAGAAAGAAAAAGAUGCUGACAAAGCGCAAAAACACAGUAACACUAAGCAGUCAGAGUGCAGAGCCAGCCCCAAGAAAAGCCCAGAGCCGGCUGUAGACCUCCUAGGCCUUGAUGCUCCAGAAGGAGAACGGAAAGGCUCAGAUCAAACAGCACCCGCCGGAAAUGAACUGGACCUGUUUGGACCGAUGGUCUCCAACCCUCUUCCCCCCAGCAACACAAAGCAAGAUCAGCCAGGUUCCAGUGCCGCGCCUCCACAGGUGGAUCCCCCCACCACCACCACCACGCCCUCUUCCUCUUCCUCCACCACCACUACAGCGAAGGUGGAGGAGAAGAAGCUUUUAUCUAAAGACUCCAUCCUGUCUCUGUACGGCAGCAGCUCAGCGGUCAGUCAGCCGCAGAGCCAACAGCAGCCUGCCGCCGGACCAGGUGCGUACCUGGGCCAGCCUCAGAUGCAGUUCAAUCAACAGGGUUUCCCCCCAGCAAUGGGAGGAGGCGCCCCACCCACGACAGUGAUGGGCGGGGGUCCAGGGAUGCCUGGCAUGGCCCUGCUGAACGGCGGCCACAUGGGCACGCAGCAGCCAGGAGGGAUGGCCCACCACCAAGGCCAGCAGCAGCAGCAGCAGGGGCAAUGGCAGAUGACACAGCAGAUGUCCAGCAUGGCUUUGACGGGUGGAGGACUGGCGGCAGGCGCCCCCACGACCGGCUGGUCCACAUCUCCGGCACCAGCUUCGGGCCAGACCCUCAGCACUCAGCUGUGGAAGUAACAUGGACCGAGUCCAGAGGAUGAGGUGGUCCUGCCAGGGGCGCCAAUCUGGCAACAGACAGCUAGACUGAUUUACUCUCUUGUGCACAACGUUGCUAUGACUACUUAUGGUGAUUUAACAACCUAAAAAAAAAAAAA